ACGUGCCCUGCCGUCAGCCAAUGGGGAGGCGGGUUACUGCGCGGUGCCCCGGUUGAGGAAGUGCCGGGGGUGCCCGUGCCCAGCGCUUCUCGUCCGGUUCCGCCGCCCGGGAUGCGCUGAGGGCGCGUCCGCCGCCCCUCCCAGGCGUGAAUGACAGAGGAGGUGCCCCCGAGCGCCCUGACGGAUGUGAACCUGCGCCUGCUGUGCCACGAUGACAUAGACACGGUGAAGCAGCUCUGUGGAGACUGGUUCCCAAUAGAGUACCCUGACUCAUGGUACCGAGACAUCACUUCCAACAAGAAGUUCUUCUCCCUGGCAGCCACGUACCGGGGCUCCAUCGUGGGGAUGAUAGUGGCAGAGAUCAAGAGCAGGACGAAGGUGCACAAAGAGGAUGGAGAUAUCCUGGCUUCCAAUUUUCCUGUGGACACCCAAGUUGCUUACAUCCUAAGUCUUGGAGUGGUGAAGGAGUUCAGAAAACACGGAAUAGGUUCCCUCUUGCUUGAGAGCCUGAAAGAUCACAUCUCCACCACGGCCCAGGACCACUGCAAAGCCAUCUACCUGCACGUGCUCACCACCAACAACACAGCAAUAAACUUCUAUGAGAACAGAGACUUUAAACAGCACCACUAUCUCCCCUACUACUAUUCCAUCCGAGGGGUCCUCAAAGAUGGCUUCACCUACGUCCUGUACAUCAACGGCGGGCACCCACCCUGGACAAUCUUUGACUACCUACAGCACAUUGGCUCCACACUGGCCAGCCUGAGCCCGUGCUCCAUUCCCCAGAGGAUAUACAGACAAGCCCAGAGCCUCCUCUGCAGCCUCCUGCCCUGGUCUGGCAUUUCUGCCAAGAGCAGCAUCGACUACAGCCGGACAAUGUGACGGGCUGGGCGUGCACAGGAAGCACAGGAUCGUUUGUCCUUCCGCCUGACACCUGGCUCUGCACUGGUUCCAGUGACGACGGCUCGUGGCCAGUGACCAGCCCGGGCUGGGCCUCCCUGUGCUGCUCCUCAGGGACUGACCCUCGGUAGAAUUUCCCCUGGGCUGCAGCCCCGGCUCCCGCGGGCGGGGCGGGCCCACACUCCGUGCAUGUUGCACUGUCCCCUCCGCCUCCCUCGCCUCCGGUUUGCUCCUCCCCUGCCCGCGAUGUCGGGGGUUCGGCCGCUGCUCCUGCUCCAUCCGCAGCUGCUGAGGGCAGCUGGGGGAGGUUCGUGGAUCUGCACUGAGGAACCAUUUACAUGAACUGGGAGAGCCUCAGCCGGCCCCGGCUGCCAGGGCACAGGGAGGGGCAGUGGGGAGGAGGAAAGGGGGAAUGGGAAUCAUGUCUGUGUCCUGCCACAGCAGCCAGCUGCUGCUGCGUCCUGUGGGUAACUUCCAGGGAGAGCAACUGCCUCGCAUGAGAAACCACCCAGCCCCACCAGCCCCCUCUGGAGUGAUGUAAAAAGAAGCAUAUAAUUCAGGAUGCAUAAAGUAGAAGGCAGGGAAUGAAAUUGCUAUUUCAUAGUGAAAUAUAUAUGUAUUAUACUGUA
Messenger RNA from Prinia subflava (tawny-flanked prinia), 1526 nucleotides. It is a transcript of the gene NAA60, whose product is annotated as N-alpha-acetyltransferase 60, NatF catalytic subunit. Lineage: Eukaryota; Metazoa; Chordata; Aves; Passeriformes; Cisticolidae. Gene Ontology annotation, biological process: N-terminal peptidyl-methionine acetylation. The record is from RefSeq and is a predicted model, not a curated record. Gene Ontology annotation, cellular component: Golgi membrane. The coding region runs from base 151 to 879 and encodes 242 amino acids. Gene Ontology annotation, molecular function: protein-N-terminal amino-acid acetyltransferase activity; histone acetyltransferase activity. The transcript is spliced from 7 exons.